Sorex fumeus (smoky shrew) is the source of this 3629-nucleotide messenger RNA. It is a transcript of the gene ABTB2, whose product is annotated as ankyrin repeat and BTB domain containing 2. The record is from RefSeq and is a predicted model, not a curated record. Bases 482 to 3559 code for a protein of 1025 amino acids. Gene Ontology annotation, molecular function: protein heterodimerization activity. The transcript has 17 exons. NCBI's taxonomy places the organism in Eukaryota, Metazoa, Chordata, Mammalia, Eulipotyphla, Soricidae.
UGUGCGGGCGGCGGGCGCCGCGCAGAAGUUUGCCGAGCGCUCUCUGGCCGGCUGGUCCCGGACUCGCGCUGCGCUCCGAGCCGCCGCCGCCUCCUUGUCCGCCGGAGCCGCCCGAUUCUCCCGGGAUCCCCGCCUCCGUGGAGGACAGACGAUCAGCUUUGAGGGGGAUAGAGGGGGCCGAGGUGGGCGCGGAGAGGCCCGGUGACAGUGACAGCUUCGUUCCGAGCCGCCGGGCGCGUGGGGGACUCCGGCUCGUGCGUGGAAUCGCGCGUCUAUCUCCCCGGGGCCGCCGGGCGGGCGAUGCGGCCGCCGAGCUUGGCGGCGCGCAGAGAAAGGAGGGCUCCCGGGAGAGCCUAGAGCUUUCUUUCUUUUCUUUUCUUUCUUUUUUUUUUUUAUUUCUUCCCUCUUGGAGGGGGUGGGGAAGAUAGCAUGGAGCUGUGAGCGCCCGUCGCUCGGCGAAGCCGCUCCGGGCAGGCUCCCCAUGGCCGGGACGUACAGCUCCACGCUCAAGACGCUGGAGGACUUGACCUUGGACUCCGGCUAUGGGGCCGGGGACUCGUGUCGCUCGCUCAGCCUCUCGUCGUCCAAGUCCAACUCGCAGGCGCUCAACUCUUCGGCGCAGCAGCACCGCGGGGCGGCCUGGUGGUGCUACUCCGGCUCCAUGAACAGCCGCCACAACAGCUGGGACACGGUGAACACGGUGCUGCCCGAGGACCCCGAAGUGGCCGACCUCUUCUCGCGCUGCCCGCGCCUCCCCGAGCUGGAGGAGUUCCCCUGGACCGAGGGAGACGUGGCCCGGGUGCUCCGCAAAGGCGCCGGCGGCCGGCGACCGCCCGCCUUCUCGGUGGAGGCGGUGAGGCGCCUGGCCGGGCUGCUCCGCCGGGCGCUCAUCCGCGUGGCCCGCGAGGCGCAGCGCCUGAGCGUGCUGCAUGCCAAGUGCACCCGCUUCGAGGUGCAGAGCGCCGUGCGCCUGGUGCACAGCUGGGCGCUGGCCGAGAGCUGCGCGCUGGCCGCCGUCAAGGCGCUGUCGCUGUACAGCAUGAGCGCCGGCGACGGCCUGCGCCGGGGCAAGUCGGCGCGCUGCGGCCUCACCUUCUCCGUGGGCCGCUUCUUCCGCUGGAUGGUGGACACCCGCAUCUCGGUGCGCAUCCACGAGUACGCGGCCAUCUCGCUCACCGCCUGCAUGGAGAACCUGGUGGAGGAGAUCCGGGCCCGGGUGCUGGCCAGCCAGAGCCCCGACGGCGGAGGGGCCGCCGUUGGAGAGGUGUCUGCAGAGGCCCUGGAGAUGGUCAUCAACAAUGAUGCCGAGCUCUGGGGCGUGCUGCAGCCCUAUGAGCAUCUGAUCUGCGGCAAGAACGCCAACGGCGUUCUCUCCCUCCCCGCCUACUUCAGCCCCUACAACGGAGGGUCCCUGGGCCACGACGAGAGGGCCGAUGCGUAUGCCCAGCUGGAGCUGCGGACCCUGGAGCAGUCUCUCCUGGCCACCUGCGUGGGCAGCAUCUCGGAGCUGAGUGACCUGGUCUCCCGCGCCAUGCACCACCUGCAGGGCCGCCGGCCCCUGUGCCCAGGCUCCAGCCCUGCGCGCCAGGCCCGCCAGCCUCCGCAGCCCAUCACCUGGUCCCCCGACGCCCUGCACACGCUCUACUACUUCCUGCGCUGCCCGCAGAUGGAGUCCAUGGAGAACCCCAACCUGGACCCUCCAAGAAUGGCCCUGAACAAUGAACGGCCCUUCAUGCUGCUGCCGCCGCUGAUGGAGUGGAUGCGGGUGGCCAUCACCUACGCCGAGCACCGCCGCAGCCUCACCGUGGACAGCGGCGACAUCCGGCAAGCCGCCCGCCUGCUGCUGCCCGGCCUGGACUGCGAGCCCCGGCAGCUCAAACCAGAAUGCUGCUUCAGCUCCUUCCGGAGACUGGAUGCCCGCGCGGCAACCGAGAAGUUCAACCAGGACCUGGGCUUCCGUAUGCUCAACUGUGGGAGAACGGACCUCAUCAGCCAGGCCAUCGAGGCCCUGGGCCCCGACGGUGUGAACACUAUGGAUGACCAGGGUAUGACACCGCUGAUGUAUGCCUGUGCAGCGGGGGACGAGGCCAUGGUCCAGAUGUUGAUUGAUGCUGGUGCGAACUUGGACAUCCAGGUUCCAAGCAACUCUCCCAGGCACCCCUCCAUCCACCCCGACAGCCGACACUGGACGUCGCUGACGUUUGCUGUGCUGCAUGGACACAUCUCUGUGGUGCAGCUGCUCCUGGACGCAGGGGCCAACGUAGAGGGCUCAGCAGUGAACGGUGGUGAAGACAGCUUCGCCGAGACCCCCUUGCAGCUCGCUUCUGCGGCCGGAAACUAUGAGCUGGUCAGCUUGUUGCUGAGCCGCGGCGCUGACCCCCUCCUCAGUAUGCUGGAAGCCAACGGGAUGGCGUCCUCCCUCCACGAGGACAUGAACUGCUUCAGCCACUCGGCUGCCCACGGCCACAGGAACGUCCUGAGGAAGCUCCUGGCGCAGCCUCAGCAGGCCAAGGCGGACGUGCUGUCCCUGGAGGAGAUCCUGGCCGAGGGUGUGGAGGAGAGUGACUCCUCCAGCCAGGGCGGCGGCAGCGACGGGCCCGGGGGGCUGAGUCGGACCCGCACCAAGGCGCUCCAGGAGGCCAUGUACUACAGCGCCGAACAUGGCUACGUGGACAUCACCAUGGAGCUACGGGCGCUGGGGGUCCCCUGGAAGCUGCACGUGUGGAUCGAGUCCCUGCGCACGUCCCUCUCACAGUCAAGGAACUCUGUGAUGCAGAGUCUCCUGCGGGACUUCAGUUCCAUCCGGGAGGAGGAGUACAACGAGGAGCUGGUCACCGAGGGCCUGCAGCUGCUCUUCGACAUCCUCAAGACCAGCAAGAAUGACUCCAUCACGCAGCAGCUGGCCGCCGUCUUCACGCAGUGCUACGGCAGUGGCCCCAUCCCCAGCAUCCCCGAGCUCCGCAAGACGCUGCCGGCCAGACUAGAUCCUCACUUCCUGAACAACAAGGAGAUGUCGGACGUGACCUUCCUGGUGGAGGGGAGGUUAUUCUACGCUCACAAAGUCCUGCUGGUGACGGCUUCCAACAGGUUCAAGACGCUGAUGACCAACAAACCGGAGCCGGAUGGUGAGAGCAGCAACACCAUUGAGAUCAGCGACAUGAAGUACCACAUUUUCGAGAUGAUGAUGCGGUACCUGUACUAUGGGGGCACAGAGUCCAUGGAAAUCCCCACAGCGGACAUCCUGGAGCUGCUGUCGGCGGCCAGCCUGUUCCAGCUGGACGCGCUGCAGAGGCACUGUGAGAUCCUCUGCUCGCAGACGCUCAGCGUGGAGAGCGCCGUGAACACCUACAAGUAUGCCAAGAUACACAACGCCCCGGAGCUGGCCCUGUUCUGCGAGGGUUUCUUCCUGAAGCACAUGAAGGCGCUGCUCGAGCAGGACUGCUUCCGACAGCUCAUCUACGGCCGCAGCAGCAAGGUGCAGGGCCUGGACCCCCUGCACGAGCUGCAGAGCACCCUGGCCGCGCGCCUGCACUCGGUCUACGUCACCUCCCGCGUGUGAGCGCCCGUGCACGCACCCCCAGCCCCAGGCCGGCUCGUGGGGUGCUGUCCCCCUGCAUCCCGUCUUCACG